CGUUUCUGUUUUUAUUCGAUAUGUUUUUAUUUUAUUUUACUACGUGGUUUAUUUUAAGUUAUUAAUUUAAAUAGUUUUAUUUUAUUCGGUUUCAUAUAUAUUUGUUUUGUUAAUUUAAUGUUUAAAUCACUUUAUUUUCCGUCCUAUCAUGACAUCGAAACACUUCUGCUUAAAAUGGAACAAAUUCGAAUCCAACAUUUUGAGUGCCUUUGAAAGUCUCCAGAACACAGAGGAUCUCGCAGAUGUUACACUGACUUGCGAAGGGAUUAAUAUCAAGGCUCACAAGUUUAUCCUGUCGGCGUGUAGCCCCUAUUUCCGGACAAUAUUUAAAGAAAAUCCCUGCCCUCAUCCAAUAGUAAUCCUUAAAGAUGUAGCUCAUGCAGAUCUGAUGGCAAUAAUCAAUUUUAUGUACCAUGGGGAGGUUACAGUGUCAGAGGAACAAUUUGCUUCUUUUUUAAACACAGCUGUGGUACUGCAAGUAUUGGGUCUUAUAGAUAAUGAAGAGACUCAUCAAAAGAAACAUCCAUUUCCUGCUAAAAAGCUCAAGAACAUAUCUGAUUGUCAAGAAUCUCCACAGAAGAAGCCUAAAAUGACUCUUCCCAAACCUAAAAAAGUAAUUGCAGCUAGUUCUGGAUUGGAGGAACCAACCCAAAUUCUCAAUAGCAGGAAUUCAUCUUCACCUUCACAAUUUGAGGUUGUUGAAGUUGGUAACGUUAAGACUGAAGAAGGCAGCCUCAAUGAAUAUGAUGUUAGUGAAAAUGUUGAGGUUGUAGUCGAAGAUAAAAAUGAGCAGGGUUCAAUAUUAGAAGCAGCGCUGGAAGUGCGUGACAAACCGAGCAGUAUUUUGGAGCAGUCUUUAACUGCGCAAGCAGGAAAAUCACCUUCGUCCCACAUGUUCCACAGCGAAAAGUCUGCGUUACCUGAUUUACCACCGAAAACAAUCUACAUUCUUCGAAAGCCGCCGGAAGCAGAACAAGAAAAGCGUACCUACAAAUCGUCUUCGGAAUCAUCAACGAGUCCUUCCACAUUCGAAUAUCCGUCUGAGUUUCUCCAACAACGCAUCAGGACUGAAGACCAUCCGGAAAAUUUCGACGUAAUGAUUAAGGAGAUGAAUCAAAGAAACGCCAACGUGGAGAUCCAGCCGCAUCAUAGUUCGCAGUGCGGGAAUUGUCCGCAUUGUGGGAAGAUUUACUCGAAUCAAUCGGCGUUGAAGUACCAUGUGAGGCUGGUGCACUCAGAUCUGACGAACAUGUACUGCUGUCAUCUGUGUCCGGAGUCUUUUGACUAUCGAGAAGGGUUCAAAAAGCAUAUGGCAGAAGUGCAUUUAAUGAGAAAUUAGAAUUUAUAUUUUGUUAAUUUUUGUAACUGUUUUUUAUGUUAUCUUAUUUAAUAUAAAUUGGUUUUUGA
Molecule: messenger RNA, 1407 nt
Organism: Diabrotica virgifera virgifera (western corn rootworm)
Lineage: Eukaryota; Metazoa; Arthropoda; Insecta; Coleoptera; Chrysomelidae
Product: longitudinals lacking protein, isoforms H/M/V
Exons: 5
Coding region: 149-1339 (396 amino acids)
Biological process (GO): regulation of transcription by RNA polymerase II
Cellular component (GO): nucleus
Molecular function (GO): protein binding
Source: RefSeq, a predicted model, not a curated record